This is a messenger RNA of Cygnus atratus (black swan), 666 nucleotides long. It is a transcript of the gene SMIM8, whose product is annotated as small integral membrane protein 8. The record is from RefSeq and is a predicted model, not a curated record. Lineage: Eukaryota; Metazoa; Chordata; Aves; Anseriformes; Anatidae. The transcript has 3 exons. Bases 206 to 484 code for a protein of 92 amino acids.
CUCGGUCGCUGCCUCGCUGGGGUGGCCCCACGCAGGCUGUCCUGUCACCCAUGAGGUUUAAAAAUAAAAAUAAAAGAAUCUGCCCUGACACUGUUUCUUGUGGCAAUGUUCAGUAAAGGUUUUUUCAGACUGUGUUUUUUAGGCUGCUGCUAGGUCUGCAGGUAGCUAACACAUUAGCCAAAGGAAAUAUUCAACACCAAUUACAAUGUCUUCCAGCAAACCUCAGAAUGAGAAUGAAAAACCCAAGGGGAGAAAUCCAGGACUGAGGGGUGUACAGACAACUAUGUUGUUCAGAGCUGUGAACCCCGAGCUUUUCAUUAAACCUAACAAACCUGUGAUGGCAUUUGGACUCGUAGCAAUUACCCUCUGCGUGGCCUACCUUGGGUACUUGCAUGCAACAGCAGAGAACAAAAAGGACCUCUAUGAAGCAGUCGACAGUGAGGGGUCCAGAUACAUGAGGAGGAAAACUUCCAAGUGGGACUGACGACGUAAGGAAGGAAAUAAGCAAGUCAUUUACAGAACUUUUUGAGGCAACUACUGUUUUUUCAUCUGCCCACUAAAAUAAUGCUUAAAUAUCUCUGUUGCCAUUUAAUCCAGUUUAGGUGCCAUUAUAAAAUACUGUGCCUGUACGAAUAAAUUGUAAUUAUGAUAUAUACAAACAUAAAA